Messenger RNA from Habropoda laboriosa, 765 nucleotides. It is a transcript of the gene mRpS2, whose product is annotated as 28S ribosomal protein S2, mitochondrial. The transcript is spliced from 3 exons. Gene Ontology annotation, biological process: translation. Bases 1 to 765 code for a protein of 254 amino acids. The record is from RefSeq and is a predicted model, not a curated record. Gene Ontology annotation, molecular function: structural constituent of ribosome. NCBI's taxonomy places the organism in Eukaryota, Metazoa, Arthropoda, Insecta, Hymenoptera, Apidae. Gene Ontology annotation, cellular component: ribosome; mitochondrial small ribosomal subunit.
AUGGUAGUAGCUUUGGGAAGCUAUAUAUGGAAAGGCUGGAAUAUUUUACAACAAUGUCCUAUAUAUUGUCCCAAACAUAAAUUAUCAUCAAAAGCUGAAGAACAAGAAAAUGUUGCAGAGAAUCGAGAAAAAAUAGAUCCCUUGAGUCAUCCAGAUUUCUUUCAUGUUUAUGACAUGUUCACUGUUAAGGAUUUAUUCGAUGCAAGAGUACAUUUUGGUCACAAAGAAGGUUCUUUGAAUGAUUAUAUGAGACCUUUUAUAUUUGGAUCCAGAUUGGGUCAUUUAAUAUUUGAUUUAGAUCAAACUGCUGAACUUUUGCGGCAAGCAUUAAAUUUCACAGCUCAUGUAGCUUCUCAGGAUGGGAUAAUUUUAUUUAUAGCAAAAAAUCCUCAAAUUUCUUACAUUGUAGAAAGUACUGCGAAAGAAUGCAAAGAAUAUGCACAUACAAGGCAAUGGAAAUUUGGGACAUUUACAAAUGCUAACAAUGAGUUUGGUGCAGUUACUAGGUUGCCAGAUUUGUGCAUAUUCAUUAACAGUAUGGAAUCUGUUGUUCAACAACACAUAGCAGUAGUACAUUCUGCUAAAAUGGCUAUUCCAACAAUUGGUAUUGUGGAUACAAAUUGUGAUCCAAAACUUAUAUCAUAUCCUGUUCCUGGAAAUGAUGAUACACCCUGUGCGAUACAGCUUUAUUGUAAGUUAUUUAAGGAAGCAAUAAUAAGAGGAAAGGCAUAUAGAAAUAAAAUGCUUGAAGAGGGUAUAAUAUAA